UAUGCAAAUACACCCGCUCCCAUAAGUGUUUUGGCGUGUCGAGGAGAGAGACAUCAAGACAUCACUACAUUUUAGAUUUUAAUAAAUUAUCAGCCUGCAUGCGCGUCUCGGUAAAUUAACCAGUUCACAGAAGAGCGCAGGACACCAACGUGCGUCAUUGUGACACCACUGUAGUAAACAGCAUAUGGCACUUGGUGCCAUUGAAAUAUUUCUUCGUUGUAUGUAAUCAUUUACAUUGGGUAAAUAUACCGUCAUAAAAGUUUUAUGGACGGAAAGCUAUACAUGCGCCCGAAUGCACGGAGCGUAUCGUGCAGAUCAUGCAAAUUACUUUCAUGAGGCCCAAACCUACCGGUAUUACUGAAUGUGUUAGGAAUCCGGUUAUGAUAGUAGUGGUGGCGUUCAUGAUGGUGACGUCGCAUGGAAAGAUUCCAAAGGCGACACGAAUUUAGUGAGCUAGAUGUCGGGAAAUACCUUGGUCCGAGUUGUGUUGUUCUGUGGAUGGAUGUUAAGAUGACCGCCUGUUCCUCCCCGCGGCAAAGAUUACGGGUUGCUAUCUUGUGUUUACAAAUCGUUACGGUGGUUCGAAGUCGCGAGCGCCCAGACAUGAGCGGAGUGACCGAAGCAUUGGAAUAUGUCCAGGAGAUCGCAAGCCAGGGAGAAGGUAAUUGCUCCUUCGGGCCUACCCUCAAUCUUGAAUACGACCAGGACAGAUGGUCCGAGCAAGCUGCCGUGGCCGUCCACUCAGCCAACCUACUGACAUCCCUCUCACGGACUGGGGAUCACAUCUUCGGCGCGGGCGAGGAGGACGAGCAACUCCCCUAUUCCAUAGUCAGAGCUAACGUGGACAACUACCCCAACGUCUUCGGCUCGGCCAUAGCCUUUGAUUACCUCCUCUACCGUGACUAUGAAGUCUUCUCCCCGUACGCUUUCCAGGCCGCCGACGGCACCGAAGUCAAGGACCUGUCCAUCGGCUACGACUACCGCACCAAUUCCACCGACUGGUUUUACAUUCCGUUCCAGAACUUCAAGGACGAGUCCUUGGAUUCCAACUACACUUUUCACGGAAGCCUUUCGUCAAACGCUACAUCUAUGGCGAGGCUUACUCUCGGUGAUGGCUACUGGACCAAACCGUACUUCGACUGCGGCGGGGGCAAUGUUUGGAUGGUUACUUUCUCAAUGCCAUUCUUUCUACCCGCUCGACGAGACUCAGCAAAUGUCUCUUCAGAUAUCUCUUCCCAACGGCUUACUUUCGCAGGUGUGACGACGAUUGACAUAGCAUUAAGUAGCCUAGACAUCAACCAAUGCCCAAAGAACGACAGUAACUCCGAUGACCAAACCGUCUUCGAUCCAUUCGUGGACACACAUCUGUGUAAAGACACCACUUACUGUAGUCCUAUUUCUGGGCUUGGCUUCGAGAGGGGUGCGUAUAAGUGUAUUUGCCGGAAAGGCUACUAUUUUCCAGACACCUCGAACCCUCAUCAAGCAUUCAAUGGCACCGAAAUCGAAGCCGAAUACAGCAAGAAAGUACAUGGUUACGAAAAUACCUACGACAGUGACUUCAACUGUCUGAAAUGUAUGAAAGAGUGUGACGAAUGCGUGGAUGCUACUCCGUGUUUCCUGGAGCCUUCUGCCGUGCUAUCCACCGUCGUUCUGGCUCUGACAGGCGCCUGUGUCCUGGUGUUGCUGGUGCUCAUUAUUUACACCUGGGUCAAUCGAGACAACAAGGUAUUCAAAGCUGCCAGCCCCGGUUUGCUGUACGUCUUCCUCAUUGGGUCGGCUGUUAUGUAUACGGAGAAUAUUUUACACGCUGCUUUUAGAGGAACGGACAUGGGAUCUUGGCACUGUCUUUUACAACCGUGGGCUCGCUACCUUGGCGUAGGGUUAGCCUAUGGAGCCUUACUCUUCAAAACCUGGAGAAUCACUGUGGUCUUCACCGUCCGGAGUGCCAAGCCGGUUCGCAUCACUGACGCCCAGCUGUACCUGCGCAUCGGCGCACUUAUCAUUCUGAUGGCGCUAUUCCUCGGAGUCGGGACGUAUCUCCAGCCGUCCGUUGAGGAGACGCAGGUCACUUCCAACAACCUCAAGUACAGGCAGUGCACCGUCACACUGUGGAGUUACAUAGGAGAAGGAGCUACACUAGUUCUGCUGGCAUGGGGUGUUUACCUAUGCAUAAAAGUCAGGAAGGCGCCCUCUGCGUUUAACGAAAGCAAAUUCAUCAGCAUCUGCAUAUACAAUGAGACAAUCAUCUCGGCCUUCAAUAUCAUAUUGACCACCGUAGUACUGGAGUCUGUAGAGCAGAGCGUGGCUGAUAAACACUUAUUUGUCGGAGUUUGCCGCGUACAACUAACUGUAACUAUCAUGGUUACUUUACUCUACGGCUCAAAGAUAUACCACGUCAUGCAAAAUCGACAGCAGAAGACCGGCACGCCACUGGAGCUCAGGAAGCGAGGCAAAGGAGCCAGAGGGCCCACGGGAACGUCCGGGUUGGCCACGCUGGAUUCCAUUUCGCCGACCAUAGACUUCUGCUAUUCGAAUCCUGACGUCAAAUCCGAGUUUGAGCGAAUGGUAAAAGUUCUGGAAUCUAUUAAAGAGGCUAUGCAACUGCACGAUGACGGAUUGAUGCAGACCUGUCUUUCAGAUUUCGAAAAGGAGCUGUGGGUUGCACGAGCCCAGGACCGACCGACCAGCACCUUAGUCGGCGGUGAGGAUGACACACCAGGCCCGUCCCACGUCGCCACAUUUCCUGGUCGACAUCGGCCCUCUAGAACACCGUCAAUUGAGAACUGGGUUUUGAAAUAAAGUUUAGAAACUAUAUUGGAACUGAGAGUGCCUUUCUUUACAAUAAUGAUACAUUACUAGAGAGAAAAAGAUGUUUUUCUAAAACAUUUACAUUACCAUGUGUGUGAUCUGUUGAAUUUCAAUUAGUUUCAACUUCACCGUGUACUUGGUCCAUUAUUAUUAAUUAUUUUGUGUAAUGCUUUUCAGAGUUGGGAAUAUCAUUCGUUUAUGAUAUUAUAUAUAGUCACGCGUCAAAGAUUUUUCGUUGCCUUGACAAAAACGUUUUGUUUAUCCGGUUCGUAAGGGUGGCAUCACUUCAGUUCAAACCACGCCCACUGCACACAGAGUUACGUGGAACCAUGGAACUGGAAAGUAAUGCGCACCUCUGCAUGCAGUGCUCAUCCAAGGAAGCUUGCAAUAUAAUCAGAGGUGCGUGUAUUUGUCUACGACGAAGGCACUUACGAACCGGACAGUUAUAAGGGUAAUUCCGAUCCAAGAAUCCAUUUUUUUUCGUGUCCCUGUUACAUCUUACAUUAUGAUUUUGUAAGUUCAGAACACAUUUUCUAAUU
Molecule: messenger RNA, 3347 nt
Organism: Acanthaster planci (crown-of-thorns starfish)
Lineage: Eukaryota; Metazoa; Echinodermata; Asteroidea; Valvatida; Acanthasteridae
Product: putative G protein-coupled receptor CG31760
Biological process (GO): G protein-coupled receptor signaling pathway
Cellular component (GO): membrane
Molecular function (GO): G protein-coupled receptor activity
Source: RefSeq, a predicted model, not a curated record